Molecule: messenger RNA, 374 nt
Organism: Meloidogyne enterolobii
Lineage: Eukaryota; Metazoa; Nematoda; Chromadorea; Rhabditida; Meloidogynidae
Source: the annotation of a GenBank genome assembly
AUGUUAUUAAUAUUUUUAUCAAAUAUUUUUAAUUAUUUUCUCUUCAAAAAUUUAAUUAGAUCAACACCUUCUUAUCCCUCCCAUUCUCCACAUAAAAUAACAAGACAUUCAGCAUUAAUUAUCACUUUUUUAUUUUUAAUUCAGUCAAUUUCCUCAACAAAAACAAAUUUAUGUCAUUCUUGUUUAGCUCAAUGUAAAUUAAUUGAAGGCGGAAAAAUUGAUCCAAUUAAAUGUGAUUGUGGAGGAAAUAAUGAUAAUGAAAAUGAAACUUGUAUAGCUGAAAAUUGUUUUGUAAAAAUUGAACUUUUUCUUGAAGAAAUGAUUGGAAUUGUGCAGGUAAAUUGAAAUUUAAAGAAAUUGAAAUAAAUAAAUAA